UAAAUUCAGACAUACUCUGCAUACAGUAUUUCUCCUGCUGCGCCGCAGAGAGAUAUGGGCCAACAUCGUUAGUUAGCGGUCAGCUCCGGAGCGAGAAGGAAUGCUUUAGUGUCUACGGACACUUUCCGCGCAGUUGUCACUGUGUCCUCCGCACGUCAGCUGGCUGCAGUCCGUCUCUACAUCAGGAGGGGUGUAGCCGAGCUGAUCUCCACUGAGCCAUGCGACAGUGGUGUGUCCCCGCUGCCACUCCACGCACCGAGCCACUCCCCUCAGGUCGCCUGUCUGUGUCCCCCCCUCUAUCAGAUGCCAGAAUGGAGUGCUGUGAGGUGGAGCCACGGUACACCAUCGAGCAGAUUGACCUCCUGCAGCGCUUACGUCUCUCAGGCAUGACCAAACCUCAGAUUAUCCACGCCCUGGAAUCCCUGGAGAGACUUGACCCGGACCACCGCCCCUCACACUGUGAUUCUCAUCCCACUCCGUCUAACAACACUCCGACCACAGUCGCUCCAGCUCCAUCCUCCUCGUCUUCUUCCUCCUCAUCCUCACUGUCCCUCGCCUCUGCCACCACACAGACGUCUGGCCUGGACGGUGCCGCGCUGUCCCCCAGUAACAGCUACGAGGCCUCACCUCCACCGCUCUUCCCUCCAAGCGUGGCGGUUCAGCGGUCGUUCAGCUAUGACAUGAUGGGAGAAGAAGAGUGGGACCUGGAGGAGAAGGUGGAGGAGUACAUGAGGAGAGACAGCAACCUUGUGAAAGAAGAAAUCAAAACCUUCCUGAAUAAUCGCAGGAUCUCUCAGGCAAUCGUGGGUCAAGUUACAGGCAUCAGUCAGAGUUACAUCUCCCAGUGGUUGCUGCAGCAGGGCCUGGAGAUGAGCGACUCCAAGCGCAGAGCUUUCUACCGCUGGUACCUGCUGGAGAGGAACAACCCAGGGCUGAGGUGGAGUGAAAGCCAGCACAGCGUGAGUCCCUUGCCCAGGGCCAGGGGAGGGGACAGAGACGGGACAGUAGCAGGGGCAAGUGCCAGCAUUACCAACAGUCUCCCCAACCCCAAUACCAGCCUUCACCCCAACCCAGUGUGGAGCAGGCAGAGAGAGCUGCUGAUGCAUUUGCUGCCAUGGUACACUGCUGCCGCUGCAGCCGCCCAAGCCCAACCAGGUGCCACCUUAUCUAUGCGUUCUUUGGUGAAGGAGGAGCCUGACUGGAGGACGGGGAUCAUAACUGGUGACAGAGUGGGGAUGAUGGGCGGGCCUCUGAGGCUUCGUCGAGGUAGCAGGUUCACCUGGAGGAAGGAGUGUCAGUCGAUUAUGGAGAGUUUCUUCAUGGAGAACCAGUACCCGGAUGAAGCAAAGCGAGAAGAGAUUGCCAAUGCUUGCAACUCUGUCAUCCAAAAGCCAGGUUGCAAGUUGUCAGAGUUUGAGCGUGUGACAGCGUUAAAGGUGUAUAAUUGGUUUGCUAAUCGUCGGAAGGAGAUGAAGAGAAGAGCCAAUAUAGAAGCUGCCAUUUUGGAAAGCCAUGGAAUUGAGGUGCCAAGUCCGAGCUGCCACUCAAACGGUGAAGAGGGAGAGAUGCAGGAGUUUAAUGAGCAGAUGAGUCAUCGUUACUCUGAGCAGGAGGAGACGUCUUCCCAGAGGACUGUUGACCAACAAGACACCUCUACGCUGGUUGUUGCACCAGUCACAGUCCACUCGAGCCUCAGCCCCCACGUCCUGGUGCAGAAAGAUGAGGAUACCAAAAGGGAGACCGCGGAUGAAGAGUGAACAAAGCCUACCCUAGGACUUUUAAAGAAAUGAAUUUGGGGAAAAUAGUGUCUCCUUCAAUCAUCUAGGGUCUUCUGGAUCAAUGGGAGCAAGCUGCUGAAGCUCGCUGAGGUGCCUCUUAUAGAAGGAGGCCACACUGUAUUUAUCAACAGUAAUCCUGCUUAUAUUAAUGGCAAUAUUCAAUUUAUAUAUAGUAUAUAUAUAUCUCAAUAUUUACUGCAUUCCAAGAUGCUAUUAAAAAUUCCUUAGAGGGAAAGUAUGUAAAGGAUACCUCACAGAUUUAAAGCUAAGACAAUUUUCUUUUUUUUUUAUCUGCAUAUCUUCAGGCGUCAUUGUCAGAGCGCGGUGGAUUUAUGGACUGUGCCGAGCCUGCAGGUCAGGUGUGUUUUUAGUGUGGGGCCAUAAUACAGGAUCAAGGAUCCACUUUGCAGUCAAAGGAAUUCUGUUAGCGUGAAUGGGUUUCUAAGACGAAAAAAAAAAAACCUCAGUCAGUCAGUUGAUUAAAUCAGCUGAUUGGCCUCACGUCCGUAGAGCCCGAGGGACAACUGGCAUCUCAGGUAAUCCUCGAAACGGGCUACAGACGGUCAAGACUCACACCACAUAUUUGUGUUGCACCAGGUGCUUUUUUUAAAUUAUUAUUCUAAAUAACACCAUUUUAAAUGCUUAGCCAAAACAAGAUGUUAUUUAUACCUUCUUAUAUUAUCAGAACAAUUCUACGUAUUAUUGGGUCUCUUUAUCUUUGUUCAAUGCUGCUGUCUGAUAGUUUACCCACAUUCAGUGUUUUGCGUUCAGUGAAGCUAAUUAAUCAAGUGUACUCAGAUUUUUUUUUUUUUUUAUCAUUUCAAAGAACACUAAAAGAAAUGUGAUCGUAAAUUUUAUGGCAUUGACCUACUUGCACCUUCCCUCAUAUUGGAAUAAGCUGACAUCUUAAAAAUGGCCGAUUUAGGGCCAUUUGAAUAUAGCCUUCAUAACCUUUAUUAGCGUUACAACAGUGAAUUGACGCUGCCGUAUUGCGCCACCGUGUUCAUACAGUAGCCCUAAAGGGACACACACAGUCUUGUACAUUUUGCAGCGCAGUUGGAAAACUGAAGAAAAUAAAUUCCCUGAUGGAAUCAGUGGUUGCUCCUCCGAUACACUGUCAGCUGCUUGCCAGUUUGAGAAGCCUUGUUUUUGUAAAAAAAAAAAUAAAAAAAAAGCAAGAAUAUGAAGUGAAACAAAAUUAUGACUGGCAGUGGGAAAAAUUGCAAUCUGCAAUCUCACCAGUAGAUGUCACUAAAUCCUACAAAUUGUUGCUUUAAGUCCUUGGAAGUUUAACAGCGAAGCUGCACUUCAGAGUGGAUCUUAGUAGAAAAUCUGAGUCUGGAGUUGCGCAGAACCCAGGACCGGACUCUUUCACAUGUCUUCAGAAUACAUUCUAUAAAUGUAUAUACGGCUAUUUGUCAAACUUGAAAUCAGAGUACCUUAGACUCUAACGUGUAUUCCCUUAUAUCCACUGGCCCAAGGCCUCGGGAGAGACUCCCAAAAUGUUCAUAAAAUGAACAAAUGCUUUUUAUUAUUAUUUUCUUUGCCCCCAGCAGGGGGCGACCAUGUUACCUCCUAAUGCCAAAGCUAUGCCAAGAUCAAGGCGAGCCUCAGCGUAAACUGUACAGGAACAUUGACACGCUAACAAAACUACACAUACACAUAUAUACACAGGACAAAGCAUUUAUUUGUUUAGUACAACACUAGCCAACUCUAGCUUACCUCAGAAUAAUCGUGUCACAAGCACGUCACAGGCUAAUUGCCGACACGGACAGCGGCCGUUCUUGUGACUGUUUAUGAUACAGACAGUGUUAUGUAGCAUUUAUGACUGUGGGGUUUACCCUGUAGUAUUAUUAUUAUUAUUAUUAUUAUGGUCAAAUCACUUCAGGCAGUUCUAUUCGGCUUUGGACACAAAACCCCAAAGCUACUGUUCGGAUUAUUAAGCUCCUCUAUCUGCUUUUCAACUAAAUAAUAAUAAAAUUGUAAACAACAA
Molecule: messenger RNA, 3771 nt
Organism: Thalassophryne amazonica
Lineage: Eukaryota; Metazoa; Chordata; Actinopteri; Batrachoidiformes; Batrachoididae
Exons: 11
Coding region: 219-1757 (512 amino acids)
Biological process (GO): positive regulation of DNA-templated transcription
Cellular component (GO): nucleus
Molecular function (GO): double-stranded telomeric DNA binding
Source: RefSeq, a predicted model, not a curated record